This is a messenger RNA of Coffea eugenioides, 1500 nucleotides long. RefSeq lists its product as uncharacterized. The transcript has 5 exons. Lineage: Eukaryota; Viridiplantae; Streptophyta; Magnoliopsida; Gentianales; Rubiaceae. The record is from RefSeq and is a predicted model, not a curated record. Bases 668 to 1261 code for a protein of 197 amino acids.
UCCAAACUUACCCAACUGAAGAUAAUAGAGAAGAGAUAAUUACUUAGUCAGUUCAACCCAGUUGAUGAACAUGUUCAUUGUUAUGCUGCAUCAAUGAUAUUUAACGGUUAAAAUGUAUUCACUAAAAAGCAAGGGUCUGCUUCAACAAAGGCUGUCUCUAACAUGAGGAUCAAGUCAGGUUAUAAAGGAGAAUAUGGUGUCAAAAGAGUGAAAUGGAUCCCUAAGUUGGGUACUAUGGGAGUAUGAGUCUCUAUUGGGUUGAUGGAUUAUAAACAUGUGCUGAUUAAGUGUGCAGCUGAGGCAGACUUCAAUAUAAUUUGGACGAGAGUUGGAAGGCCCUUAUUCUUGGAUACAGCAACGGCUACUGGCACACGUCCUAAUGUGGCCAGGGUGUGUGUGGAGGUUGAUGUAGCGAGGCCAGUCAUUUCGAGAGUAUGGGUGGCUAUCAAAGGGGAGACAGGAUUCUGGCAAAGAAUUGUGACAGAGGAUAUGCUGUCAUAUUGCUCCUCUUGCUGGCGUUUGGGUCAUUCAGCCGAGGAGUGUAAGAAAAAUUCUUCUGAGAUUGCGUCUCGGAACCAGAACAAUCAACACCUGAGGAUGCAGCGUGACCAAAAGAUUGAGGGGAGUAACAAUCAGGUGUAUGUCCCUGUGAGCAAUCUAGUUGUUAAUGGGGCCAAGGAAGACCAAUUUUUUACAGGCUGCUCCUUCGUCGAAUGCGUCACCGGUUGGUCCUGAUGCUUCCAGAAAAGGCAAAGAAAUUGAAGUGGAGGGGAAGCAGCCUGCUGGGUCUAUUGUGCUAGUGGAUGGAGGUGAUAGAACUAAGCGGCAGGAGCUUGUUUCAGGGAGUCAUGCUGGCGACAAAUCUGGUGCUGCGGUGGGUGGUGGUACUGAAGAUAUUGCUUCUAUUGGUCAUGGGAAUCAGGAUACAUGUGACGGGGUGGAGGGAACAUUGGAGGGGGAUCAAGGAGAAAUUGUUGCAAAGCUGGUUUCUAAAAGAGAACAUGAAGGUGAGGUGCGUCAGGUCCUUGAGAAGCAAUCCUUGGGCGCUAGACAGCAGCCUUUAGUCGCGGGGCAGAUUGUUUCUUUAAAUAGCAGUGGGUUGGAGAGUUCGGGUGCAAAGUUGAAUGGGGAGGAGUUUGGGUUAGACGGGGUAUAUAAGGAAGUUGAAGUUGAGCUACCUAUCGUCGCAGGAAAUUUAUCUCCAAGGAUGGCUGUUAGACGAGAAGUUGCUGGAGUCGCUGGUGUUGGCUUUGAACAUUGAUCAAUCUGUUGCGGUUGAUCAAGGUUCAAGCAAGCGAGAAGAAAAGGCGUGCGAGCUCGAUUUCCCUCUGACAGACAGCUUCGAACUGUGACAUCUUCCCAUAACUCCUUCCAGGUUUUAUCUCAUGAUUAAUGGCAUUUUUUGGAAUAUUAGAGGGGUGCUAAAACCCCUAAUCUAAGAAGAUUGAUUAAAUUAGUAAGGUUGUAUCAUGUUAAAUUCAUUGUGAUAAGUGACCCCAA